AUGGCCAUGUCCUCGUACCUUGCGGAAGAGGACAAUUCCUUCCACGGCAUCGAAGUGCCUUUCCGAAAUUUCAACCUGGCGCUGGUUGACAACGUCUCCGCCGAAUACUCCUUCAUGACGGAGAUGUUCUCAUCCUUAUCCUUCCACCAGAUCUCGCGCAAGGCCGUGGAGAUCUUCGAACCCGUCUUCGCUCUGGGCCAGACGCUGACGAAGCAGCUGAUCGACAACGCGACCGACGCACUCGGCGUUCUGAUCUGCGUGCGGUUGAAUCAGCACGCGGCCUUUGAGCUGCAGCGUCGCAAGGUGCCCGUGGCCGACGCGUACGUCAACGGCACCAACAUGCGCCUGUGGCCGCGGUUCCAGGUGAUCAUGGACAUUCAGUGUGAGUCGCUGCGACGGGUUGGAUCGAACACGGGACGCAGCGCGGUGUCGGCGCUGUCCCUGGCGGGCGGCGACGAUCUGAACCAGUCGACGGCGCCGCAUUUCCUGACGCAGCGGUUCGGGCAACUCCUGCACGGGAUUCUCGUUCUCAGCAGCGAAGCCGGGGACGACGAGCCGGUGUCCAACAGUCUGGCGCGACUGCGCGGCGAGUUCGACGCGCUGCUGGCCAAGCUGAGUCGCAUCGGCGGCGACGCCAAACGACGCGAACGGUUCCUCUUCAACAACUACUCCUUGAUUUUGACCAUUAUCAGUGAUACCCAAGGCAAAUUAGCGACUGAACAACGACAGCAUCUAGACGAGAUGCUGAAGAGCGUAGGCAAGCGAGGAUGA
This is a messenger RNA of Aspergillus melleus, 771 nucleotides long. Its product is annotated as putative GARP complex subunit (Sac2). The record is from RefSeq and is a predicted model, not a curated record. Gene Ontology annotation, molecular function: syntaxin binding. The transcript has 2 exons. Gene Ontology annotation, cellular component: GARP complex. The coding region runs from base 1 to 771 and encodes 256 amino acids. NCBI's taxonomy places the organism in Eukaryota, Fungi, Ascomycota, Eurotiomycetes, Eurotiales, Aspergillaceae. Gene Ontology annotation, biological process: Golgi to vacuole transport; endocytic recycling; retrograde transport, endosome to Golgi.